AUGCGUGUCAGAAAGGUGAGCUUCACCGGCAGCAUCGGCACUGGGCGAAAGAUCCAAGAAAUGGCGGCUCGAAGCAACCUCAAGAGAGUCACGUUAGAGCUUGGUAUGUGGUCCAAGGACUUUGUGGCCGUUCACAGUAUUCUUGAUAUGCUUCUGACUCGAAGGAUAGGUGGAAAGAGCCCGGCGAUCGUUUUUGAUGACGCCAACAUCGAAAAUGCCUUGACAUGGACAAUCAACGGCAUCUUGACAAGAUCGGGCCAGGUCUGCGUUGCGGCGUCACGACUUUACGUACAGGACACAAUUGCAGACGGCUUCAUCAAAACCUACGUGGAGAAGAUGAAAGCAGCUACCAGUGAGAUGGGGGAUCCACUGGACCCAAGCGUGUCAAUGGGCCCCUUGGCCGACUCUUUGGCGUUCGAAAAGGUGAAGGCAAUGAUCGCCCGCGGUAGAGAGGAAGCCGAACUCGUAGUGGGUGGUGCGCAAGUCGGUGAAGAUGGGUUCUUCAUGCAGCCAACGGUCUUUCUGAACCCUAAACCGGACGCUCAGGUGCUGACGGAAGAGGUAUUUGGACCCGUUGCUGUGGUGCAGACAUUCAAGACAGAGGGAGAAGUGAUCAAAUUGGCCAACGAUACUGAGUAUGGUCUGAUGGCUGGUGUCUUUACCAAAGACAUCAACCGAGCGUUGAGAGUGUCUUCUCGGGUUGAGUCGGGCGUUGUUGGAAUCAAUUGCAUAAGCGUGAUGAACCUUCAGGUUCCGUUCGGUGGUAAGAAGGGAUCGGGCAUCGGGCGCGAGUUUGGUGAAUAUGCACUGCGGUGUUUCACCGAGCCCAAAACCGUUUUGAUCAAGUAA
This is a messenger RNA of Colletotrichum scovillei, 849 nucleotides long. RefSeq lists its product as uncharacterized. NCBI's taxonomy places the organism in Eukaryota, Fungi, Ascomycota, Sordariomycetes, Glomerellales, Glomerellaceae. The coding region runs from base 1 to 849 and encodes 282 amino acids. The transcript is spliced from 5 exons. Gene Ontology annotation, molecular function: aldehyde dehydrogenase (NAD+) activity. The record is from RefSeq and is a predicted model, not a curated record.